Bicyclus anynana (squinting bush brown) is the source of this 2096-nucleotide messenger RNA. RefSeq lists its product as uncharacterized. The record is from RefSeq and is a predicted model, not a curated record. The coding region runs from base 335 to 1594 and encodes 419 amino acids. Gene Ontology annotation, biological process: sensory perception of taste. The transcript has a single exon. Lineage: Eukaryota; Metazoa; Arthropoda; Insecta; Lepidoptera; Nymphalidae. Gene Ontology annotation, cellular component: membrane.
AAUUGUGAUACCAUCGCCAUACUCCUCCGAAAUGACUUGUACGUUUUAAUAUAAUUUUAUAUGUAUAUUUCACGAGCGAUAAGUUAUUAUCUAUUUUUUAUAACCCUGUAAUAAGGGUGGUCAACACAGCAACGUUUUCCGGGUCAGCUAGUCAUUUAAUAAUUAAAUUAUUCGAAGUAACUUAAUCUACAAAUGGAAGUAAACCAUAAAUCAAUCAACUAAAAGAUUAGGAAGUAACGGCUUUUUUAAAAUAAUAUUGGUACGGUAUUUCAAAUUGAGUUAUUAUAGGUGUUGCACCUCUACUUUAACGUAACAAAGUAUAUAUUAUAGGUAUAUGAAGAUACAUAAUAAAUUAAAACACAAGAUAAAGAAAGCUGUUAAAAAUAUUAAAAACAUGAAGGUAACCUCUCAACUGGACUCGGUUCUUUACAUGCUGGGACCUUUAUUUCUUGUUGAAAACUUAUUUGGAAAAUUCAGAUACAGAAAAGUUAGUGGAAAUAUCGACUUACUGAAUAAGACAAUGAAAUGUUACUCUAUCUUCACAAUGUUGGUUCCUGUGGCAGCUUAUAUGAUUAUUUUUGCUUACACCGUAAUGUACAAGACAUUUACGGACACAUAUGACAUUGUGGACAAAGUUGAUGCAAUCUCAUCAAUGCUAGCAGCGAUACAAUAUAUCACAUCAACAGCACUAUUUUUAUAUUACACUGAAAACCAUGUGCGUAUCAUAAAACUCAUUGUCCACGUAGACGAUAUUCUAAAUAUCUCAAAUAAUAAACAGACCUAUAGGGAUUCCCGACGAUACAUUCAAAUUAGUAUAUCAUUGUUGAUAUUUAUUUACGUACUUUUAGGAAUUUACACCCUUACGAUGUCGGAUAGUGAUAAACCACUAGUAAGUCGAAUAAUAUUAAUAUUUAUUGAUUUUGAACGACACCUUGAAGUGUUCUCUUUUUAUAUAUUUAUCAAAACAAUUACAGAUAGACUUGGAGUUGUGAAUUCUCUUUUAGAACAGGUCAUUAAAAUAAAAUAUCAAAGCAAUGUUCUGGAUAUUCCGGUAAGUGAUUUAAGAACACAAAUCGAUCUUAUAAAUAUCAGGUGUGCAGUGAAUAAUUACUCUAUAACUCACACUUUAGCUAACAGCUAUGAUUUAAUUGGGGAAGCGUGUAAUGAGAUUAACAAAGUUUUCAAAUUCCACAUAUUUCGAGCGUUGUUUACUACUUUCCUGUACAUUUUAAUAGCAAUAUGGGUGAGUAUCUAUGAUAUCGGAUCUGCUUUAGGAACAUCUGUGUCUUUAGCCCAAAUGAUAUUCAUUUGUUUAUUUGAAAUCUUUUCAGUCGGUCUUAUGUCUUAUACUUGUGAAAUUUUGCUUUUGAAGCGUAACUUGACCAAGGUUUUAGUAAACGAACUUGUCAUGGAUUACAGCCUUACCAGACAAAUACGUACUCAAGCUAAAGCCUUUAUGGAGUUGAUCGAUGUGUGGUCUUUACAGAUUUAUGCGUAUGACAUGAUCACUAUUGACAUAAAGUUAAUACUUAAAUUUAUAAGCGUUUCGACAACAUAUCUUAUAGUAAUUAUCCAACUUUCGCAUUUUUUCUAAAUUGUAUUAUAGUACAUUAUUAAUUGUCUAAUUUACUAGCUCGUAACUAAUUAAUGCAUCUUAUUGUUGAUCGUCUGCGCGUUAGGUCGAUAGGGCUAAAUGAGCAAGCUUUACUAUUGAAGCUUUUUUAGAAUUAUUAUCAUAUUAGGUAUAAUAUAUUACGACAAUUGUGUGUGUGUGUAAUAUUAAUAAUUAUAGUCUGUAGGUAUAAAGCUUUUCCGUAUAUACCUACAUACAAACCCGUUUUAUUGAAAUUAUUUAAGAAUUGUAAUGUCAAUCAAAGCAAUAAAAUCUAGAUAUACAAGCUUUGCGUAGAAGUAUAAAAUGCCAUGGUAUAUUAAAAUUCGAAAUUAAUUUGUUUAUAGAUAACUGUAAUAAUAAAUGAUGACUGAUAUCGUGAAUCGUCAUUAUAUAUUGUUUUUUUUUUAUACCAAAUGUAUUUGUUUUAUGGCAAGAACAGACAGUGAUCUGUAAGCAGUUUCAACUAAAUGAUAAUAGUUAU